GUGAAGGUAUCAUCUCAACAUAAAAUGGGUGGUUCUACUACGGAGAGUGUGGUGUCGUGCGAAUUUUGCGGCGAGAGAACGGCGGUUCUGUUUUGUAGAGCCGAUACGGCGAAGCUUUGUUUGCCUUGUGACCAGCACGUGCACUCGGCAAACCUUCUUUCGAGGAAGCAUGUUCGUUCUCAGAUCUGUGAUAACUGUAGCAAAGAGCCGGUGUCCGUACGGUGCUUCACCGAUAAUCUCGUCUUGUGUCAGGAUUGUGAUUGGGAUGUUCACGGAAGCUGUUCCUCCUCCGCGACGCACGAACGCUCCGCCGUGGAGGGGUUUUCUGGUUGUCCUUCGGUUUUGGAGCUUGCUGCUGUGUGGGGAAUCGAUUUGGAGGGGAAGAAGAAAGAAGAGGAAGAAGACGAGUUGACUAAGAAUUUUGGGAUGGCGUUGGAUUCGUGGGGUUCUGGAUCUAACUGCGUUCAAGAUCUGAUCGUUCCUUAUGAUGUUUCGAUCAAAAAGCAAAGCUUUAGCUUGGGGAGGUCUAAGAAGGUAGUGAUUAAACAGCUUGAGUUGCUGAAGAGAGGCUUCGUUGGUGGUGACGGCGGAGGAGAUAUCAUGGUUCCGGAGAGAAUUAAUGGCGGAGGAAGCAUUUGUCAGCCAUCUCCAACGACGUCGUUUACAUCUUUGCUUAUGUCAGCAGAGUCCCAAAGUCAUUGUGGUAAUGCUAUGCAAAUGCAAUGGAAUGCUACCAAUCAUAGCAGUGUCCAGAGUACUCAGAUAUGGGAUUUUAACUUGGGACAGUCCAGGAACCCUGAGGAACCUAGUCCAGUUGAAUCUAAAGGCUCUACUUUCACAUUCAACAACGUCACUCAUCUCAAGAACGAUACCCAAACCACCAAUGUGAAAGCUUUCAAAGAGACUUACCAGAAUGAUUCCAUCCGCUCAACUUCCACCAAGGGACAGGAAACAUCUAAGUGCAACAAUAUUCCCGCUGCCAUUCACUGGCAUAAAAGUUCUAACGACUCCAGUGACUUGCAUUGCACGGACCAUAUUGCCAUGACUAGUAAUAGAGCCACAAGAUUGGCGGCAACAACAAAUGCUGAUCUAGAGCAGAUGGCACAGAAUAGAGACAAUGCUAUGCAGCGGUACAAGGAAAAGAAGAAGACACGGAGAUAUGAUAAGACCAUAAGAUAUGAAACGAGGAAGGCGAGAGCCGAGACCAGGUUGCGUGUUAAGGGCAGAUUUGUGAAAGCUACAGAUCCUUAAAUGUCUCUCCACGUUAGGUUUUACAUGCGAGAUCAUAAGUUAGGAACUUUUGUUUUUUCUACUUUCAACUAUCUUGUAAAUCCAAAUGAUCGAUCUUCAGCUGUAUUAAUGUGGCAAGCUUUUUGUAA
This is a messenger RNA of Arabidopsis arenosa, 1379 nucleotides long. The record is from the annotation of a GenBank genome assembly. Lineage: Eukaryota; Viridiplantae; Streptophyta; Magnoliopsida; Brassicales; Brassicaceae.